This is a messenger RNA of Saxophila tyrrhenica, 459 nucleotides long. RefSeq lists its product as uncharacterized. The transcript is spliced from 3 exons. The coding region runs from base 1 to 459 and encodes 152 amino acids. Lineage: Eukaryota; Fungi; Ascomycota; Dothideomycetes; Mycosphaerellales; Extremaceae. The record is from RefSeq and is a predicted model, not a curated record.
AUGUCCCUCCUAACCCCCGGCCGCAUUCUCAUAACCCUCGCCAACCUCUCCUACAGCGUCGGCGCCUUUCUGGCUGACUGGUCGGAGACACAUGUCCUCAAUCCCCGCUGGCCGCCGCAUGCGCGCUUCCACAACGGCCAGACAAUGUCCCUCGGCGUCUGCCUCGCCGCGAGUUCGAUCUGGUUCAUGAUCCGGCCUGGCCUCACCUCCAACUCCUCAGGCAAGGGCGCCACCGUCGCCGAGGCAAAGCGAGGUGUCUUUGAUGCGGCGCUGGUGGGGAGUUUCUACUGUACGGCGGGGAUGUGUGCGAUCUUGUACCCGGGGACAGAUUGGACCGACCCGGAGUUUGGCGUGGGUGGCGAACAGAAGUUGUUAUUUCCUGGUAUCGUUGCGGCGAUGUGGGUGGGUUAUGCGCUGGAGAUGUGGAGGCUGGGAGAUGGAAAGGGGAAGGGGGCGUAG